Dissoconium aciculare CBS 342.82 is the source of this 252-nucleotide messenger RNA. RefSeq lists its product as uncharacterized. The transcript has a single exon. The annotation marks the transcript as partial. The record is from RefSeq and is a predicted model, not a curated record. NCBI's taxonomy places the organism in Eukaryota, Fungi, Ascomycota, Dothideomycetes, Mycosphaerellales, Dissoconiaceae. Gene Ontology annotation, biological process: silent mating-type cassette heterochromatin formation; regulation of transcription by RNA polymerase II; rDNA heterochromatin formation.
AUGGAGCUCGACGAUGGCAACCAACUCGGCAACAUCCCAACACGGCCAAUGCGCGUGAAAGUCCUCUAUACAUUCGACCUCGAGAACAAAACGACUUGUUUGGCACGUUUCCCGAAUACUCUCGACAUUCCUGCCGUCGCGAUCGACGACCAGUCGCAGGUGGGCGUGAUCGAGCUGGCUCAGUGCAUAGAUGCCAUCAUUGCUGCCUCGCCAGAAAUCGUGUCCAAGCUGGAUACCGGUGACUUCACGAUA